AUGUGGUGCAUCACCGUUCUCAAACAAGCACACGCCCAUGGAUUUAUAGCUCAUGAACACUGUUUAAUCGCGUUGAUUGAAGAGAUUCGGAAGUUUCGUCGCUGCCUUUUUUCUCUGACCAAUUACGAACGUGUCCCUAUUCCGUUGGUUUAUACUCAGGUAACCAACUAAUCAUGAUUUUUGUUAUCUUUCCAAGUUUUCAUAAUUAAAAACACACUUCACCAUUUCUCUCGGGUAUUUUCGUUUUUUCAUCUGUGACGUAACAAUACUGGAUGAUCAGUUGUUAGUGCCAUACUUUAGACUAAUGGAGCUUGGGCCGAGAUUGCUAGAAGUUUACCUAAAUUCAUUUUGGUGAUUAGGAAAGACCAAGUCUGAUUUUCUAAGACAGCACGUCCUUAGGUUCGUUCGACUGCUGGUUUAUCCUGCACAUGUCUGUAGUAUGCAUAUAUGCUGUCGGGCAAUUGACACUUUUUAAAAAUCACAAUGAAGGCUUUCUUACUUGCAGGUGGUUAACAUUGGAGUCUAUGCCUUCGUGAUAGUGUCACUUAUUUCUGGGCAAUUUGUCAAGACGUUGCCCGAAAUUCCAUCCAACAUUACUCUCAACGUGAGUACCUCGCAGCUGCAAUUCAAUUCAUCCGAAGCGACUGAGCUACCAGUGCCAACGAUAUACGUACCAAUUUUUUCUAUUCUUCAAGUUGCAUUUUACUUGGGAUGGUUAAAAGUGGCUCAAUCUCUCCUUAAUCCAUUCGGGGACGACGAUGAGGAUUUCGAUCUCAUACCACUGAUGGAACGGAAUUUGACACUCAGUCUCUGGAUGGUUGACCUACAGCACGCUAUGCCAAGACCUCAAACAACUACCGACACUACUCAGUCUCGUCGCGUUUCACUCGCAUAUCCUGUCGAUAAUCUCUUGUUCCAUCAGUAUGCAACUGAGGGUGACCCUCUGUUAGAGUUACUAACAUCAUCGAACGAUUUGCGUGUUCCCGAAACACUAAAUCCGCAUUCAGCAGAAGACGUUCAUGUCGGUUCAGCGGCACGACCAUCUGAACGUCGUGAAAGCAGAGUGUUGGAGGACAUCUUGAAUCUGGAAAGACGGGCCUCAAGAUCAGUAACAGUAAGUAAAAUUUGUAACUGUAGACUACAAAUGUUCAGUCUUGGCGCGCCACAACCCCGAAAGUCGUUAUUUAAUAAUAUGCUUGCUUUUGUACAUUCAGAAAAGCAACUUAUCUAGCAACGCCUCCUAUGCAGCUUUCGCGGUCACCUUGACCACUCUUUCACAUCACGUGGUACAGCUGUUUGAAUUUAUUGCACCGGAUAAUCACGCAGGAGCCCCCUUGGCUGGAAACAAACGUAUUAGCAGUAUUACUCGUGCGUUGUUGAUUACCACUUGCCCGUUAUUUGUCCUCUGGUUGCAAUCAGCAUUAAUAUCCAGCCACCGUCCUUCUCUAUAUCGAUCUCGUUUGCGUUUAAGAGGGGUUAACAGUUUAUUUUAUUAUGCUCCGUUAUAUCUGCACAGUUUUUUCUUAUGUGGGCUGGUGGCAAUUUACUUCAUAUUGUGCUUCCAAACACAUCAAACAGCCUUCAUUAGGUUUCAAGACUUCAGAGGGGACCUGUGCCGAAGCAGAUAACCAUAUUCGAAAAAAACGUCCUCACCAUCCUUUCGAGGGUAGUUUUCCAGCUCUGUUGCGCAUUCUUAUGUCUUUUUGACUUGGGGAGUAGUAACCAAACCUUAUUCCCUCACUGCUUUGCCCGUAUCUGAACGCCUUUUAGUAUCUGAGACGCCUUCUGAGAGCUGUUUAUCUGCUUCUAUGGGUGUUAAAUUCAAGAAACGGUCAAAAGUCGAUGCCAGGGCUCUUGUUUUCAGUAGUAUUCUUCGGAGAGUUGUUUUUUUUGUAUUUUCGGGAAAAGAAAUAUCACGCAGAUUAAGUUCGCAUGUAUCAAGUGGUAUAUGGAUUACAAUCAGUGACCGAUUUCAUUAAAUGCCGACCGAAAUUCUGAAAUCCGUUUUCGAUUAGGAAGGAUCACUUAGAUGGGGUUGUAAUAUUGAUUAUCAUGCGACAUGAUCCUGUAAUAUUUCGGACCUGCCAGAAAGUUUGUUUUUAAACGCACUUUCUUUUGACUUCCUGUAGAAUCCGCACUCGUUUAAACCUAAUUGUCUAAAUAUUAUGCAGUUUUCACAUUGAUUUUAGAUGCCUCAAUAAAUAUAAAUAUAUUUGGUAGAAGAAAAGCAUAAAAUCUUUUGUUUUCUGCUUAUUUGGUAGCUAACCACGCUGUCUUUACAUUUUGCAGACAGAGAAAAGAUAUAUUUAGGUUUUGAAGAGGUUUUUUAAUUUACAAACAAGUUUAUGAUAGAUCAGUCGUUGCAUUUGGCGUCUGGAAAUUUUAGUCUUCAAGAUGUAUACUUUUCGCGUAGGGAAAAUCAUAUAUUUCUCUAUGCCUUUAAAAAUAUACUGUGUAGCGCUUAUAAAAUUUUGCAAUGGAUACUGCUUAUGUUAUAUAUUUCAGAAAGAGGAUUAAUAAACGGACAUGCACGGUUCUGCAUGAAUGGGCCUUUCACGAUCUUAAAAAUCUCAUAAUAAGGGUCUUUUUCAAAACCUAAAGUUAACCUUUCUUCGAGCGCAAAAUUUGAAAAAGGCGUAACUUAAUUACUAAUAGGUGGAAGAUGGAAUAUACUUGUGCAUGUUUUCAAGAUAUAUUUUUAUUUAUUAGGACAUCAAAAAUCAAUGUGAAAAUGCUCACUAAUUAAUUAGUUAUGCUUAGCGAAGUACGGUUUCUGCAGAAGGUCAAAAAAGUGCAUUCGAAAGCCAACGUCCUGGCAAGUUCGAAAUGCUAAAGGGUUAUUUUGCACCAUAGUCAAUUUUACAAUCCUACCUAAGUAAUCCUUUCUAGUUCGGCCAACAUCUCAUGAGAUGGGUCGCUGACUCUGUGUCGGACAUCCAGAGUUCCGACUUGAGAGAAAUGAAAUCGAAAGUAAACCGCCUCCAGAAAUAAGACUGUAUUGGAACUUAACGGGGUCGAUAAGUAGUUGUUCAUGGUGUCUUUCUCCAUGCCUCCACGCUUUGUUCCAGUGGCGCCGAGAGCCGAGUUUGGUCGAGAUACGAUGUCCAUGCCUAGUUGUGGACCACAAUGAACCAAUCAGUCAAGUAAACGCUAAUUCCUAUGCAAGUCCCUUGGACAGUGAAUACAAAGCCAGUCGCACACCGGCGCAUCCGUCUUCUUUAUCCUACAGUCGAGCACACCUAACUGAGUUGAAGUCAUAGCGUACACAGCCGUUAUAUCCAAAGCUCCAUCUACGGCAUGAUUAGUUGGUGAAAUUGACUGAGCGAUCAGUUAGCAUAAAUGACCGUGUAUUCUGCGCCUACACUACACGCGGAGGAAAGCAAGCCCAGUUUCUCACCCAAGGGAAGGAGAGAAUGUUUUACGCAUGCCGUCUGCUACCCAGGGUGUCUUUCAACUGUCCCCAAAAGCUACAUUCGCGGAGAGGGAGUUGGCAAUUGCCGGCACAAGACCCCCAGAUGGCGUCAGAAGUGCCAGUCGGUUUCCCGUCGAUCUGGUGCACAUCUGCAUGCACGCACAUCUACAUGCGAGAUGUCUCCAGUUACAUGGGUGAAUUGCGCUCACUUAAUUUGCGUGAAGAAUGUUGCGUGCGGGUGUCUAGAACCAGAAAAGGACCUGAUCACGUACGUGAAUAGGCACUUAAACAGGGGGGACAAGUACAAUAGGUUUGUUAAUUCAUGAAAUGCCAUGAAUUAGCAUAAGAAAGUCCCUAUAACGCAAAAUCCGCACAACCUGCGUUCCCCAAAGUCUAACGGCGGUGAAAAACGACUGUUUUCAAAAAGAAGACACAGUUGGGUUUACAGAUUAAUAUUUACUAACGUAAAAAUAAUUAAUCAUCACUGAAAACUAGAAGUUUAUAAAAUGACUAUAUUACAAAAGGCUUAAAUAGGGCACAUAACGAAGGGGGACGCAUGAAAUGAUGGAAAUGAUGAAAAAUAAUAACGUACCCAAAAGAUCAGUAUUUUAUUGACUGUCCAUUUGCAUUGAUAACAUCAGAAGGUCUUUCGGACGUGGAGAUGACCAGGUUGGCUAUAGUGGAUUGUUCAGUGCGACUGUCCAGAAUGAAAUCAAGUUUUUCAUGCGUGGACAGUUUCUUAUUCGCCUUAUGGCAAUGUCUUUUGUUACGUGCGAAUAUAUGUUCGAUGGGAUUGAGAUCUGGACUGUUGGUAUGGAUGAAAAUCGACUGUAAUUCACAUGCGGAGAGGCUGGCUGUUGUCUAAAAAGUCAGAUUACGGUUUAAAGCGUUAUUGGUUUUAUACUUAUUUAGACCGAUGGACAGGUGCAUUUUCGGGUAAAAUUAUGGUAUGUUCGUUAACAGCACAAUGCACAUAAACGUAAAAUUUUAAUCAGCAUAUUUCCAUGGCGUAGUAAGUUGUCUGGAUGUCAAGAAAGGCCACAUUUUGCCCAAAUCGAGCCUGCUUCUCCUUAAUAAAAUUGACUUGAAGUGAACGUUUCUACACUAAAUGGUUCUCUGUGCCCCAAAUCACUUUCAUAAACACAAAAAAAACAACACCGAAUACAUGACAUGCUUCUUGCUCAAAUUUCGACCAUGACAUAUUUGUAAAAUAAUAUUUACUAACGUAAAAAUAAUUAAUUUUUUACUGAAAACUAGAAUUUCAGAAGAUGGCUUCAUUACAAAUCGCUUUAAUAGGGCUAACUUUAAGAGUGAAAAAUGAAGGGGACGCAUGAAAUAGUGAAAUUUCAUGACAAACACAAAAGAUCAGUACUUUGUAGAUUAUCCAUUUGCAUUAAUCGCGGCAGAAAGUCUUUCAGGCAUGAAAUGGUCAGAUUGUCUACAGUGGAUUGUUCAAUGUGGUCGUCUAACAUGAAGUCAAUUUUUUCGUGCAUGGACAGUUUCUUAUUCGCCUUAUGCCAAUGUCCUUUGAUGAAUGCGAAAACAUUUUCGAGGGGAUUGAGAUCCGGCCUGUUGGCAGAGCUGAAAAUCGACUGGAGGCCACACGCGGAAAGGCUGACGCUUGUCUAGAAAGUCAGAUUAGGGCUAAAAGCGUUAUCAGAUUCACACUUCGUUAGAACGAUGGACAGGAGCAUUUUCGUGUACUUCGUACUUUUCCGGUUUAUAUUAAUUUUCGUUCACAACCCACUGCUCAUAAACAUGAAGUUUUACUCUGCAAAUUUCCAUAGCGUAGGAAAUUAUUUGGAUGUAAUAAAAAGUGAGAUUUCGUCCAAAUCUGGUCUGUUUUCCUUUAAUAAAGCUGACUUGAAGUGAACCUCUCUUUAGUACGUGGCUUUGCGUGUCUUAAAUCCUUUUCGUAACCACAACAACACCAAAUGCAUGUCACACUUCUCGUUCAAAUUUCGAUUACGACAAUUUAUGAGUUAGACCACCUACUGUACAGUAGGACGGAGAUCUCUGUCUAUUGGAAUUGAUCGAAACUCACCCAACACUGACCACUACUUUCUGUUGAAUUUUUGUCCAGAUUUUCCGUGAAAGCAUUUUCAGUUUUCUUUGAAAAUUGCCCUUGGAAGUGUCCCCAACCUCAGUACAGUGCAUCAUUUUAAUGGAUUUUUGGGGCUUACACUGACUGAAACAUAUGUGCGGGAAAAGAAAAACUAGCUUCUUUUUUCAGUUUUUUCAUGAAAAGCUGCUUCCUCCUCAAAUUGUAUACUUUGAGGAAACAAGUACUCCAAAUUUUGGGGAAUUUCUCAAUAUCUCAAAAUUGUGAAACCCAGCCUCCACUUUUACAUGUGGAAUCUGUCUGAUAUUCAAGAAAGACCCCAACUAGUCAUGGAGGCAUCUCAAAAAAGUAUAAUAGCUGCACACUUUCAAGCCCAGGUCACCGUUCCUUCAAGUUAAAACUUUGAAAAGAAUUAUUCAAAAGCUGCCAAAACACCUACUUAUUACGUGAGCCGGGUAGUCAUCUGAUGGAUUCUAAGUGAAUUUCUUAGGAAAUCCUGCUUGGGCAGCCAAUUUAUUGUACCAGAUUUGGUGAAUUCUAGACGUUGCAGUAGGCUUGGCGGGUAACUUGACCCGGAAAUUUCAUUAAACUCACGUCUUCCAGUGGGGCCUCGUAACUCAGGUGUCUAAAGCGUUGGCUGUACUAAAGCAUUUCCUUGCUGUCAUGCGUUCAAAUCCCACCGAAUCACAGCUGCGGCAAAAUGAAUUAUCCGAAAUCUGCCAAAAAACCGAUUAAUUCUACCUAGAAUAAUCAUCGGAAAGACGUUAUCACUGUUUAUUCCUUCUACACAACCAUCAAAAACUUAUUGAAAAAUUCAGAUGAUUUAAUUAACUAACUUUUCUGAGUGUGAUUUACACAGAUAUUGUAUGACUGAUGCUUAUUCUAAAAAAAAGUACUGCUGUAAUAACGUGCGGGCGUCCUCGCAUGGGCUUCUUUCCUCAAAUAAAUAAUGUUUUUCACUUGGAAACCUGUGUAAAUGUUCGCUCACAGGUUCAUGAGUCUCGGUUACCUGUUUUAAUUAAGUAAUUAACUGUCUGUUCUACAAAAUACGGUCAUCUCCAAUCAACCUUAAUACUUGCCUUCCUAAUCCCUACACCAAUCCUUACCUUAACCCCCCCCCCCUAGGAUCUAGGGGAAGACCAUCUGUAGUACGGGUGGUCCAUACUCCCGUGACCAGUUUAAACAUAUGCCUAGUUUCAAAAAAUAUCACAUACGUCAAGCUCUUUGACUUUGCUCUUAAAUUCCUUCACAAUGUCGCCCUGAGGCACUCAAGUCGUGAACCAUCUUCCCCAUGGAUACCACAGGGGGUUUAUGCCAGCCUUGUUUCAACUGAACGCGCAGCAUUUUGGAAUCGUCUCGGUCUCUGGCGUUGACUUUGUCUGCAGUUCGAAGCAAAGCCUGAAUUGAAAACAAGCAUGUACAGCAGGAUUUAUUGGGGCCAAUAAAUUUCGUGACGGCUUUUCAACUGCAGCCCGUCUCUGCAUAACAUAGGUAACGAAUGAAAGCGCACAGCAGUAUGAAUUUGUACAGAAUGGCAGUGCAUAAGAGCAAGGUCAAAGUUCAAAACAAUCAAUAAUCAGAUGAGACGUCCACAUAAGCAUCAAAAAGGAAAGAGGGAGACGAAAUGUUAACAACAAAUCACAGUCAGGGGAAAAUAGAGGCGUAAGAUUACCAGGGCAAUUGCAGAUUGAUCACGUGAUCUAACUGCUUGCACAGGUCUGGUUUCUCCCUCCGUAUGUAGGCUGCUUCAUACCCGGGAAAAAAUGCUUCAAAAAAGCCUGAAUUAUAAAUUCAAUGAUCGGGGAAGUCUCAGCAGCUUAUUUUUUGAUCAUAUGGUCGGCUCUUUUUGCUAGGAGGCAAGAUGGGUUCCUCGCCCCCAAGCUUCCACCGCAUUGUUGCUUUUUAUUGGCGCCCAAGGCCACCCAGCUGGCUUAGCACAAAUAGCGCGUUUUUUAUUGCGUGUGGUACGCCUUAGGCCGAGUCUGACUAUGCGUUGCUCGAGACAGAACGCCUAACUCCCAUCAACCCGUAAUUACUCGUUCAUACUUGACCCAACGACAACAGUAUUAUUGAUCCACCCGCGCGAAUGGUUCUCACACAGUUAAUAGAAGAUCACCCACGAGGCGAUAACUGGUUUGUUUUCACAGACUAAGGACGGCAUUUAUUGCUCUUAUACCAGAAGGACAUGCGUACCUGAUCGGAACCAGGGAUGAAACUCGCAGUUUGUUUGUAGAAGUCGGAAUACCGCUUGACCCUGAUCACGGCUGCUGCGGGUAGGCACAAGCUCUUCGGUAAGAUGUGAUUUUGUAGCCCCACCUGAUGGACACAAUACUGUUGGGGUUAGGGUUCGGGGUUUUGGUCGGGGGUUAGAAUUAGGGGUUAGGGCAACUAUUUCUCUACCACUCAAAGUACAACCGCGCAUUUCCAAUAGCUUUUUCUGCAUACGAUUACUUGACCUCGUCGUCUGUGCGUUCCCCCGUCCCGCCUGUAAGAACCGCCUAUUACCACCAAUCCCGUAUUACAGAUGGCUGGGUUUUGUUUAUUUCAGGUGUGGCUACAUAAUCACACAUCUGACCGCAGUCCCCCUUAUUCAAAGCUCAUGCGGUCCAGUUUUCUGGUUAAGCCUUCUGACUCAGUCUCUAGUAAUCACAGGCAGUCUUCGUCAGGAUACAGUGGAGAACCCUUCACUGGGGAUGGGGAGUUCUCCACCUGCUCCUUGGCGUUCUUCGCCUGGUUGGUGUGUACUCAUAGAUUUUGACAGGCCUCUUUUCCCCGCCUGAGUAGUCUUUCUCUGUUGGCUUCUAUUUGGUCUAGUAGAUCAGUUUUUAUGACAAUCAGCGUUAGGCCUUUCCUUGGCUUCUUGGGAGGUGUGAGUGGCGUGAUUACGCGACCGGGCCAGUCAGCGUUAGCCGGGGCCGGUUGGCGAGACCCAAAAGCUGCCGCUCGUAUGCCACCUUCACCUCCUCCUCUCCCAGACCUCGCCUCGGCAAGAGCCAUUUGUCUUGCAAUGCCCCAAAUCUUGCACCUUACGGCGUUUGCUCCGCACACAUUCCCAAAAGCGCCUGCGCCAGUUCCUUGCGCAGGAGCAGCCUGAUCAACCCCACUUUCCCCCUUCUUCAUCUUUAGGCCCUGGUAAAUAUGCUGCGUCCGAGGAGUCACCGAGUGUCUACGCCAUCUUCGUCCCAUCUUCCCUCCAGUCGCGAAUCUCUGGCUACCGAUUUUUGA
Molecule: messenger RNA, 8699 nt
Organism: Spirometra erinaceieuropaei
Lineage: Eukaryota; Metazoa; Platyhelminthes; Cestoda; Diphyllobothriidea; Diphyllobothriidae
Source: the annotation of a GenBank genome assembly